CGCGGGGGUCGCCGGGCCCGGGGUGGCCGUGACGUCUGGCCCUGGGCGGGGUCAUGCAAAUGACGGCGCGGUGACGCCGCGGCGCAUCUUCCGGAGUCCGUCGACAAGGGGCGGAGCCUGGGUUGCGUGGGCAGCCAACCGCGCUCGCGUAUGCAAAUACCCACAAGCCCCGCCUCCAGGCGCGGUGCUCCGGCCGGGCGGUCCAGGCGCCCGGGCGCUACUUGCAGUUCGCGCCCCGCCGCCGGGGGUCGCCCGAGCGCCGCCGCCCUGCGCAUGCCUGCCCGGGAGCGCGCGCAGCCCCACCCGCCCGGCCCCAAGCCCCGCGCCCGCCCACCGCAGUGCCAGCCUGGGUCCUGGGAGCAUCGCAGGAGGACCCGGAGGAUCGUGUUUGCGGACGAGCUGCGCACCCAGGCUUCGCUGCAACCAGACAGGCCUCCUGGGGACCUGGUACCUUGCUCCAACCCAGUGCCCGACUACGAGCUUAAGUACCCGCCAGUGCGCAGCGGCCGGGAGCGCAGCCGCUAUGCCGCCGUGUUCCAGGACCAGUUCUCCGAGUUCUCGGAGCUGCAGCGGGAGGUGGAGGCGGCGCAGGCCAGGCUCGGGCAGCUGGAGGCCCUGCUGCUGUCGCUGCCUCGGCCGCGAACUCAGAAGGAGGCUCACUUGGCAGUUCGUGUCAGGAGAGAGUUUGAGAAGAAGCGGUCGGAUCCUGGCUUCCUAGAUAAGGAGGCUCGCUGCCGAUACCUGAAGGGUAAACUGAGGCACCUCAAGGCCCAGAUCAGAAAAUUUGAUGACCAAGGGGACAGCAGCAGCGAGGAGUCUGUGUACUUCUAAGUGUCGUGCAGAUGGUGGCUGGCUCCUCCUUCCAUGAGGAGCCGCACUCCAGUUCCUCCAGGGAAGAGAAACCUGUGGAAGAUCCCAGAGAAUAAACAUGGAUUAGAUGCC
Acomys russatus (golden spiny mouse) is the source of this 942-nucleotide messenger RNA. RefSeq names its product occludin/ELL domain containing 1 (gene Ocel1). Gene Ontology annotation, biological process: bicellular tight junction assembly. The record is from RefSeq and is a predicted model, not a curated record. NCBI's taxonomy places the organism in Eukaryota, Metazoa, Chordata, Mammalia, Rodentia, Muridae. Gene Ontology annotation, cellular component: apical plasma membrane; bicellular tight junction; cytoplasmic vesicle. The coding region runs from base 151 to 831 and encodes 226 amino acids. The transcript has 4 exons.